AUGUUCUACAAGAAAUGUGUACCAGACGUAGUUGUGAAAGAUGAGGACCCCAUAGAUCCGUGUGAACUCGAAAAAAAGAAGAGAGAACAAGCCGCUAAGAAAAAAUGUGUAAAAAAAGUAAUUUGUCCAACACCGCCAGAACCGGAGAAAAAGAUUUGCAAAAGUAAAGAACCAGCUUGUUUGUGUUUAGAAAAAAUCAAAAACCCACCAAUAGAUCCUAGUGCAUUCAAAUGCGAACAGACAACAAGAAAGAAGAGCGAAAAUCGCAGAGUGCAAGGCAAGAAUGAAAAGAUACUUAGAAUAAUGGCUGACGACAAAGAUAAACACUCAAACCACAGUCCACGUGGUUCUCGUGUUGACUCUCUUAUCGAUAGACUCAAUUUAGAAAUCCCGAAAGAUUCUGACGAUGAUUUAAUUGAAGGCAGAAGGCUAACUAUUCAUUCAACAAACCAUCGACAUGAGAUGUCUACUAACAGCUGUCACAAUAUUGAUAGAGAGAUAACUGAACUAGAAACCCUAAUUAAAAAGUUGCAAUCUGAAAUAGUUGAGAUGACAAAGUCUGCGAACAAACCACUGCCAAACUUUGAAGCAAACUUUCUAACUGAGAACGAUGAUGAGGAUGACGAUGCCGACGAAAACAUUAAUAUCAACAAGGAAGCAAACCAUUCACCAGUUAAAAAUGAUGAUGAGAAGGAUAAAAAGAGAGGUUUCAAACUUUCAAAAGGUCCACACAAUCCUGAUGUCUUUCCUAUAAUCAUAAAAAAUGAUAGUGUGCUAGAAGCACAGGCAAAAAUGUUUGCAGAAAAUAUGGCUAAUUUAAUAAAAAUAUCCGAUCCAGAAAAUGGCACUUUGGACGAUGUCAGACGCAAUUUUUCCAUGCUGUGGGAUGAUGAAGACGAUUUAGAUGACAUAGAGUCCAUUAGCGACAGUCCACCGAAACCUUUAAACGAUCCUUCUUUUAAACCGUCAGAUAGCCCUAAAACUCAUUUAAUAAAAAAUGUUUUUAUAGAGUCAUUGGAUGCUUUGAACAUUAACACUCAAGAAGAGCUUAAUGUUAAUUUUCCAGUAGACGUCAAAGAAGAACCUGAAAUUAAAACGAACGAUGAUGAUAAAAUACAAACAAAAUUGAAGGAUCCUGACUCUACAGACUCGAAUGGCAAUUCGUCUGCGGUUUUAGAUAAGCAAAAUCGUAACUCCACCAUAAUUAUGCAAGCUAAUACUCUUAGCAAUCCGCUUAAAGAUAAUAUUAAAAAGGUAAAUCAAGAAAAAGAUUCUGGGACCAACCAUUCAGUACCAACCCUAUCAAUAACCGACAAACCUACCGAAAUAAAAACGCAAAAUGCCAAAUGUUCAAUCUAUAAAACAAAUGAUGAUAACACACAAAAAAAAUUUAACGAUCUUGGCUCUACGGAAUUUAAUGGAAAAGCUUCAGUAACUUCAGGAAACCGAAAUCGUAAUCCCACCAUUAUUAUGCAAGCUAAUACUUCUGGCAAGCCGCUCAAAGAUAAUAUUAAAAAGGCGAAUCGUGAAAAAGAAACCGCCACCACAUCUCUAUUAGUAACCGAUACGUCCAAAGAAAAUAAAACAGAGAAGACAGGUCAUAAAACAGUCAUCAGAACUAUAAAAAAUGCAAUGCAAAACAUGCUUUCUUCUAGCGAUGAGAAUACAUCAAUUUCAAACAUAUCUGAUAAAUCUAGUGAAAGUUACAGUAUACUCAGAACUUUACGAAGAAUUGUUGGUAAAGACAGUACUAGGUCCAUUCAUAAUAAAGAUGAAAAGGAAACUCAACGCAAAAGCUCUUCAACACAUGUAAUAAAUAAACCUUCAUCACAAAAAGAAAGCAUAAUAAUAAAAGACAAUCCUCAGUCAAAUACACAAACUGUAAUACGAAACCUCUUACCCAAACUAAGUAAAGAAAUUGAUACUUCACCAGAAACAACACCAAAUAGUGCGAAGCGGAAAAGAAAUUAUGAAAUUGUGCCUCUGAAUAAUGUAAGCGAACCACCAGUUGAAACACAGCCCGCCUGCGCAAACAACAUGCCCUGCCCAACGGCACCAAGUGCCAGCAAUAGCGACUUUGCGAACUGCAUCAAAAAUAACAAAAUGCAAACACAAAUAACACUCAACACUCAGGGAACAAGUCCGCUGUUGAAAGAACUAGAAAACAAGAUGGAGUUUAUUGAAAAACCAGAGCCGAAAGCUGAUGAUAGCAGAGGCAGUACUCACAAUACAAUCCCUGCUGCUUUUAGCUCAAAUGUUGUUGUUGAAGAUGCGAAGACUGUUCUAAGAAAUUCCAGUAAAGCUGCAGUAAAGAAAGGUGGAGCGAUGGAGAACCAGGGUGUAAGUGAUGGACUGGCUGAAGGAGAUAUACACAACAAAUGUGAAUACGUGGGCAAUGAUGAUGAUACCUUUGAUGACGUAGAAGACGAUGAUGAUGAUGAUGAUGACGUGGACGAAGAAGGUGACAGUACUAAUCCACAUGAUGUAGACUAGAUACAAACUGAAAUAGACCAUCUGGGUAAUAAAUAA
Messenger RNA from Spodoptera frugiperda (fall armyworm), 2529 nucleotides. RefSeq names its product protein PFC0760c-like. The transcript is spliced from 3 exons. The record is from RefSeq and is a predicted model, not a curated record. Lineage: Eukaryota; Metazoa; Arthropoda; Insecta; Lepidoptera; Noctuidae. Bases 1 to 2493 code for a protein of 830 amino acids.